GCUCUACGACUGUGUAACAGUGCAAAGACCUGUCGAUUCUAAUUAUGAUUUUGAUUUUACUCAAUUAAAAUUGCUAGUCUCGUUGGAUGAUGCAUUUAAGGUUCUACGACUGCAUGAAGUGAACGACCUUAAGCAG
Molecule: messenger RNA, 136 nt
Organism: Cetraspora pellucida
Lineage: Eukaryota; Fungi; Glomeromycota; Glomeromycetes; Diversisporales; Gigasporaceae
Source: the annotation of a GenBank genome assembly